Dromaius novaehollandiae (emu) is the source of this 11304-nucleotide messenger RNA. It is a transcript of the gene NUFIP2, whose product is annotated as nuclear FMR1 interacting protein 2. NCBI's taxonomy places the organism in Eukaryota, Metazoa, Chordata, Aves, Casuariiformes, Dromaiidae. The transcript has 4 exons. Gene Ontology annotation, cellular component: cytoplasmic stress granule; nucleoplasm. Bases 152 to 2125 code for a protein of 657 amino acids. Gene Ontology annotation, molecular function: RNA binding. The record is from RefSeq and is a predicted model, not a curated record.
GCGGCUCGCUGAUUGCAGGGCGGGCGCUGCCAGUCGGCCGCCGCCGCCUCCCCCGCGCCAGCCGCGUCCCAGCGCCGGAGCCGCACGGCCCAGCAGCGAGCGCCCAGCCCGGCCCGGCCCCGCUGCGGCCCGGCCCCGCCAGCCGCCCCCCAUGGAGGAGCAGCCGCACCACCACCACCACCAUUACUACUACUACAGCCACCACCACCACCACCCGCAGAGCGCCUACCUGCCGCCGCCCGACGGCCGAGCCCAGCCCAAGCCGCCGCUCCGGCACGACCACAAGCACGGCGGCCCGCCGCACCAGGAGGCGCCGAAGCGCCGAGCAGGCUACGGAGAACUAAAUGGUAAUGCAGGGGAAAGAGAAGUAUCAUUAAAGAGCCUGUGCUCUGAUGAAACAACCAACCCAGGAUCCAGGGUACCAAAUGGCAGCCAGCAACUUGCAGACACUAAUGUGACCCCAAAGCAGACUGUUAAGGCCAGUGCUUUGGGGAAAGCCGGAAUCAAAACCAAGAACUUCAUUCAGAAAAAUAGCAUGGACAAAAAGAAUGAGAAGUCCUACGAAAAUAAACUUAGAGAAAGUCAGUCCUCUGACAAGCCAGAGGGAGUAUCUAUUCCAAAUGGUGUGGUAACCAAUAAUUCUAGUUAUAUCACUAAUGGCUACGUAGGCAAAGGGGUAGAUAACGAUGGUAGUGGCUCCGAGAGUGGAUAUACUACGCCCAAAAAGCGGAAAGGCAGGCGCAACAGUGCCAAGGGUUGUGAGAACUUGAAUCUAGUACAGGACAAAAUAAUGCAACAGGAGGUCAAUGCCCCAACCUUAAAACAGGAACUUGAGGGUUUCAAGCCUGAUUAUAGUGAACAAAAGGGGACCCGAAUUGAAAAUACUAAGCCUGUUUGGAAAUACGAGGCUGGGGCUGGUGGAGCAGGCCGGGGAAAGCCUGGGCUUGGGGAUGUACAGCGAAAAAAUUCUGAUGCCAAACCUGGAAUUAGCAGCAAGAAGUUUGAUGACCGGCCCAAAGGAAAGCACGCAUCGUCAGCUACAUCUAAAGAGGACUCAUGGACCUUGUUUAAACCACCCCCAGUUUUUCCAGUGGACAAUAGCAGUGCUAAAAUUGUUCCUAAAAUAAGUUAUGCAAGUAAAGUUAAAGAAAACCUCAACAAAGCAGCUCAAACCCCAUCCACGUCUUCGUCAUCGUCUUCAUCAUCUGCUGGGGAAACUCAGGCCCAAACGUCAAGUCGACUCUCCCAAGUCCCCAUGUCUGCUAUGAAAUCUGUUACUUCUGCUAGCUUUUCAAAUGGGCCAAUUUUAGCAGGGACUGAUGGAAACGUAUAUUCUCCAGGGACCCAGCCACUGCUCACAACUGCUGCUAGUACUGUAACAUCAACCUCUUCUGAGUCAGUACCCCAGGACAUAAGUACAACUUCAACAGCUCUUGAACAAAAGAAAUCUAGCCUUUUUAUCUACCCUUCAAAUAUGCAAACUGUGCUUCUGGGUACAGCACAAGUUGAUUUCCCAUCGCAGACAAAUCAGCAGAACCUGGGAGAUAUCUUCCAGAAUCAGUGGGGCUUGUCAUUCAUAAACGAGCCCAGUGCUGGCCCUGAAACCGUUGUGGGGAAAUCUGCCGAUAAUCAGUUAAUGGAAGUGACAUUUCAAGGGGAAUAUCCUGCCGCUUUGGUUUCACAGUGUGCUGAAAUCAUUCCCUCAGGAACUGAACAACCUGUGUUUCCUAAGGCUUAUGAGCUGGAUAAACGGACUAGCCCUCAAAUUCUUAGUGCUAUUCUUAAGCCCGGGACUGCUAUUGAGGGUGGUGUCUUAGCUUUGGAGUCACAUCACGCAGGUGACCUACAAAAGGCAGACACCGGUAGCCAAGGUGCUUUAGUGUUUCUUUCAAAAGACUAUGAAAUAGAGAAUCCUCUGGCCUCCCCUACGAACAAUUUGUUAGCCUCCGCCAAAGAACAGAGGUACCAGAGAGGCCUAGAAAGGAAAGAUAGCUGGGGUUCUUUUGGCCUGAGGGCUGCUAUUAUAUAUCACACUAAAGAAAUGGAAUCAGUUUGGAAUUUGCAGAAGCAAGAUCCCAAAAGGAUAAUCACUUACGAUGAAGCCAUGGAUCGCCCGGAUCAAUGAAGGUAGCAAGACAAGACUGCCUCUUAUAACCUUUCGGCAGCAUUUGUGCUGUUCAUGGGGGACAAAAGGCUUUUAUGCUCCUUCUAAAUCUUCAGUGCAGCAGAGGAACCAUAACUAGAAUCACAGGAUAAUAUAUACAAAUAUAUAUAUAGUUAUUUAAAAAUGGCGACUGAAAGUAAUUAGACUUCUUAAGGAAUCUGAAAAUUUAUUUCAACGAGACUACACACGUGAUUAUUUAAUCUCCGGUACUGAAUAGAUUUUUUUUUCAGUUUUGUUUUUUUGUUUAAAGAGUGAAUGCAAGUGAUUAACGAAUACAGACUCAAUUUACAAGCCCAGUUCUAAAGUUCCUGCUGUCGUCUACAUGGGCAACAGCGACCCACUGGAGAGGCAUUUCCACUUGACAAGGUUUCUGUUUCUUGUUCUGUGACUGUAGUGAUACACUAAUCAUAGGGAAAUCAGGAUGAUUCACCAUCCUUCAUCUCCCCUUUCCCUUCCACCUCCCCUCUUUGUUUUUUUUUCCUGUUUUGUUUUACGUUGAAUGCUGGAGAAACGCCUUGAAGUUUGCAGAGGUGUUUUUUUGUGUUUGUUUUUUUUCCAGAGAAUUAUAAUCCGCAUGUUUUGCCAGGAGUAAAGCAGCCGAUCAUAUGCUGGGAAAAUUAUCUUAAAGCAUCAUUCUUCUGGGGGAAAGAUUGUAAUACUGCAGUUCUAGGAUGCACGGUGAAGUCACACAGUUGACAUGGCUCCAGUUACACGUUGGACUUUUACAACUGAAGAGCUCUUUCAUUUUAAAAGACAACAUGCAAAAAUAAGCAAUUGGUUUAGGCAUCUAAUAUGGAAAAAAAAGAAAAAAAAAGAAAAAAACACUGUUCCCACUGCUUAAUGCCAUUGUAUUACUGGGAGCAAAAAAAAAAAAAAAAAAAAACUUCCCGCUUUCAACUGUAGGUGUUUCAUAUUUGCUCUGUCUGCUAACACUAAAUAUCCUGGAUUUUUUUUCCCAUUUUCAUUGAAAAACUGAAGAGAAUUUGAGUUCUGCUAACUUUCACCCUUCUUGAAUUAUAUUUUUUUCUCUUAAAAAAUUGAAAAAAAAAAGAAAAAAAAAAAGAAAAAUGGGAAUUUGAAUCCUGUUCGACUUGUCCAUAGAAAACUGAUGGCUGGGGUUUCCCACACGUGCCCAUUGGAAAUGCUCUUUUAUAUUUUCACGCAGUCUGUGUAUUUCUGGGCUCUGCUUCUAAUUAUCUCUUAAUAAAAAUAUAUUUUAUUAUAAGAGCAAAAUGGGGGACUCUAGGAAUGAAAAUAAUAAUUUAAAAAAGUCAGAACAAAAGGAAAGCUUUCCAGCAAUGGUAGAGAAGACUGACAAGAGCGCAGGCUCCGGCUGCGUAACCCAUUCUGUCCCACCGCGGCUUGUGCGUCAAAGUCAUAUUGGUGUUGGAUAGUUUGGUUUGUUUUGCUUUAAAAAAGGUGCAGAGUUCCAGGGGUCCAAUGCAAGACCGAGCAAUGAAUCUUGACUGAAACAAAAAUGGGUUUUCUGGCCUGUUUAAGUACCCAGGGCUCAAAAGCGUCCGUGGGUGUUUGUGGCUGAAUACAGGUUAGCGUGUGUCUGGGCAUCGAGGUCAGCAGCAGCUGGUUCACCCCGAAAUUAGACUGGAUCCAAUGGGGCAUUACAGGAAGCAGAUGAGCCCAAAACUUUUGCCUACCCCUUACGCUUAUGUAUCCACUCUUUUGUUAAUUAGGAGUAUGUAGCAUGCAUUUUUUAAUUGUUUUUAUUCUUUUAGUAAGUUUGUUCCUGAAUGAAGCUCUCGAGUUCAUGGUGGGACAAAGAAACUUAAUUCUGUACCUUUUUAUAAGAUUGCUAGCUUUCUGCAAUGCUUAGUUUUAAAAGUUUCGCUAUGGAUUGCCUACUCCACUUUAUGUAUGAAGUACUAUAUAUAUAUAGUGUGUGUGUGUGUAUAUAUAUAUAUAUAAAAAAUACAUUUAUAUAUGUAUAUAUACAUCUGUAUAUAUAUAGUAAUAAUUUAUUGUAUCAGUCCAGGUUCAGAAAUUUGUGGUUGGCCAGUUGCAAAUAGUUCUGUUUCACCUAUAAACUGUAUCACCUUGACGGGUGUGUGUAACUUUCAAAUGUAUAACAUGUUUACAGAUGUGUCCUACACCUAGUCCUCCUCUGUUCCUAUUUUUACUUCUUUCGAGUCUCCCAACUGCUUGCCAAAAGUUGGAAUUGCCUCCAGCCCCCCCGUGAAAGGGAGCUGAGGCGUUCUUGAGUUUUAAAGUGUUGAACAAACUGGACAACGGGACUGAAAAGCUUAAAGCGGAAGAAGUGGUUUUUUUAUUUUGGAAAAGGAAAAACAAAGUCGAAGGCUAAUAGCAAGGUUUCCAGUUUGUUUUACUGGCUUUAAGGCUCGGCUAUGUAUUUGUUUGCCUUGUGUAGUCACUUGUCGCCUUAAGGGCUGGGUUGCAUUAAAAAAACCACAAAAACGAAACCUGUUUUGCUUACGUGGGAUUGAACUGUCCUGGCGCCCCGGCCCCAGAGCCCGCGUUCGGGGCCGGCGCGGUGCCGAAGCCGAACAGCAAUAACUGCCGCUGAGUCGGACCCUUCGCGUGCAGAAAUGUCUGCAUCUUGCUGAGUUUCUGAGGACGCUCAUCCUGGCCUAGCCCAGUUUAUCCGCUAAAGAGCGAAAGAAAAGAAACGCGGGUCCGGUAAGGGGUUGCUUGGCUUUUCCCACGCUGGUCCCUGUGGCCUCGUCCCACUGGUGCCGAGGCCCAAGCGCUGCCCGCGGCUGCUCUGCUGCGCUUCCCAACCUCCUCCCAGUCCGUCUGCCUCCCCCAGCGCCCCGGUGCAGGAUCGGCCCCCGGCCCUUGGGGAACGCUCGGAGCCCCCCUCGCCCGGGGCCGGGCAGGACGGCAGCGGGCUCCCGGCGUGUCCCCGUGUCACGGCCCCUUCCCUGCAGGCCCCCCCACGUCCUCACACAAUUCUUUACUGAGCACUUAUUAAAAAUAUCUUAAGAUUUAAUCUGUUUUCUGAUUAUUUUUGUGUAAACUUAUAAAAAGAAAAAAAAACUGAAAUUGAGCUGUGACUAAUUUAGCACAUUUAAAUAAUGCUAAAGUGUAACUGAUAAGUCUCCUUUUUCUUUUCCUUUUCGUGUCGUCGGCGUUUUGUUUGACUCGGAGUAUUAGUACUGUAGCAUAAACCAAAUACAGCCCGGGAAGGGGCGCAGCCGCCUCCCCACCGGCUCUGCCCGCGCCCCGGCCCCGGCAGCGCCACGAGAAGCAGCGUGUAUUUAUUUGUGCCAUUGCUUUCAUUACACUGAGCGAGUUUAAAACAAACAGAAAAAAAGCCCUUAACUAUGUGUGCUAUUGGAAAGUGGCACUAAGGGUGAAAUCAUGACCUAUUUUUUUAAUAGCUAUGAAGAUACUGAUUCAGGUUAAGGCUUCUUUCACCUUUCUGUCCCUGUCGUAGGUCCUCGUCCCCUGUGUUCCCUUUGCCGGGUCUGUAUUUAUUUGGGUGGCUCUUCCCGCGUGAGGCAGGGGGGUAUGUGCAUGCGCGGGUGUCCUUGCAUAUCUUUUUUCUUCCUUCUUUUGGAUUACAGCUUAGUCUUUCUCCCGCAGGUGUCUGGCAUGAAAGGUCUUGUGUAAGCGCGGCUCUGGGCACCGGCAGCCCCGGGGACGCCGCGGCUCUCGGGCUCGGGUUUGGCAGUGGUGUUGUUGGAAGCCCACCUCGAUCAUCUGUGAAACCUGCUCGUGGUUUGGGGAAGCUCUUGUCUCUCUGACGAUGCCGAUAGCUUGCGGGUGCGGUUUCUGUCGCUAGCCCUCUUUGAACCCUAAAUCCCGUUGUUUGCCUUUCCCAGCUGCUGCGAGCUGCUUUUAAACGUGGAAAAAGCUAUUUUUAUUAGAUUGGAAAUACGCCAGCUAUUCGAUGCCUGGCAGUAGGGAGCAGGGAGAACUGGCUGUCUAAAUCAAAAGGAAAACUGUUCUUCCUUGAAAAACGAGAGAUGGAAGUUGUCCUCCAGGUUUCGCUUGGCAUUAGUGCUUUUUGCCUUUAGGAAGCACUACCUUAGCACAAGAGCAUCCUUCCCGGACGCGGCCGACGUCGGUGUCAGGGACGUCGUGGAGCGAUGGCGGUGGCAGGCUUCCUGCAGGGCUGCUUGUGUGUGGCUGAUAGCUUUCCCGUGUGUUCAGUUUUUGCUCUGAUUCAGCAUUUUCAGUAAAUUGCUAUGGUGUCCGAUGCUUUCAGGAGUCUUGUCGCUAGAAGAUUUUUUUUCCUACGUAUGUAGUGAUUUGUUUUCCUUGCAGAGGCUGUUUACAAGGGAGAUGAUAGAGGUCAGGAGGGGCAAGAACGAGGCUAAACACGGUUUAAAGCUGCUACAAAACUUCACACAGGUGCAGGAGGCGGCUGGGGCUGGCAGCUCGGAGCCCGGAGGAGUGGCCGGAGCAGGGAGUUAGUCUGGCUUUGGCCAUGGUGCGGGUGAGGUGUGUUGCUGCCUUUGCACGAGAAAAAAUAAAUAAGAGCGCAAACUGUUGAGAACCACAAAUCUGGACUGAUGCAGAGGAGCGCGGGAUCGUUGUCCCCUCUGCCAGACGUGCUGCCUUCCAGAGAUUACCGAGCUUUAGAAAUUUGCACAAUACGCAGUACACCACAGGGUAAGGCUGGCUUCCUCGCGUCCCGCUCGAGAUGCUCACGAGCGGCAGAACCGAGCAGGGUGGCGCCGGGAGCAGCGGGUGUCCGAGGCGAUGCCGGGCUGCUCCGCGGCGGCCCCGGGCUCGGGCUCUACGAGCUCCUCAGAAGCGCGGCUGCGAGGCUUGGUUUGCUCUUAAUCCCGUUACAGGAACAAAAGUCAUACCCGUCCUUUCACCAGGGGAUGCUGAUCUGUGUUUACCUUGACUGUUAACCAGAAAGCUUCAUAUAACGUGUCCAGAGCUCUAAAGCCAUUUUGUAAGAUAGCAGUAUCCCUUUUCUACAGCCUUAUUAAUGAGUAGAGUAUCUUUAACAAGAAAAAAAAAAAUAGUUCAUUUCUUUCUGUGGUAUGAAAAUUUGUGUACUGCGAACAUAUGAACGUGUAGGAAAAAUACAACUUACAGUUUUCUUAUAAAAAAAAAAAAACACAAAAAAACCUGUCUGCUUUCCAUACGGUCUUUCCUCAGGUGCUAAAUAAGGGUUCCAAAAAUGGAUACUGCUUUAGGAGUUUCUGCUUUAUUCUUAAAAUACAUAUUUUUUUGCUUAGGUGUUGUAAAGAUAUUUUAACAAGAAUGUUUUUUUAAUGUAAAUAAGAUUAUGCGUCUUUAAUUUUGUUUUAUCUCCUUUUUGUCUAUAUUAAAUAGUCUAAUUUUCAUUUUAUCCUUUUGAGAAGGACCCUCUUAUGACCUUCCUUGAAGACAUUUCAUUAAGUGUUGCUGCAUUUAAGAAUGAAUCUACAACUGUUCAUGUCUUGGAUUAAUGCUGCUGCUGCUAUAAGUAACCCUGAAAAUCAAGAAUGUGUGAUGCACUUUUUUUUACAUGACCAUAUAGUUCCUCUGAGGAUGGUUGGACCCUCCUGUAACACAGCCACUAGCUCUGCGGGUAGCCUGGGAAGCGAAGCGUGCGGUGUGCGCGGGGUGGGAGAGAGGGGUGUACCUGACUUUGGUGCUGACCUACGAGAAUUUCUAUGCAAACGCAAGCAAAGGAGAGCUCUUAACUUGAAAGAACACUGUGCAUUUUUUUUCUCUCCUUCCUUUUCUCUAGCUGCUAUUGGAAGGGUAGUGCAGAUCCCCGAGGUUCUCAACUUCUCCUUCCUUGAUGACUGGCGCGGGAAAGAUGACUGAGUGCUUGUAAGGUCGAAAGGAUCUCGAUGAACUAUCGUCUUGUCUCCGGUUCUAACAUUCUGUUUUCUAUCCGAGUACAUCUUUGGAAGGAAAUUGCUCAUCCCUGAGGAAAAAAGAAAUAUAUAUAUCCUUUUAAUGCUUUAUUUCAAUGUGAAGUUUAUGGCAGGGAUUAACCAGCAGUAUUAAAAGUGGCAUGACCUUCCUACCCAGCUGUACCUCUGUUCCCAAAGCUAGGAGCAGGCUAACUUGCACGCUGCCCGCGGGGUGCCGGGGGAGCAGUGGGUAUCGGAGGUUCGCUUUCUCCCCAGCAGAACGUCCCGCUGUCGCAGCGAGGCCGGUCCCUCUGCCAGGCCCAGGAUAGCGCAGGGAGUCGCAGAGCCAGGCGAGCGGCGGAGGAGGGUCUCCCUGCACGGUGCUGCCGCGGGCUAGGGCCGACGCAGGACCUCGCGGCUCCGGAGGUCGCACCGAGACCGCCUCCGGUGGUCCCGCUCCCGCGGGAGAGCCUGGCAGCGCGUGGUCACCCGUGGUCGCAGGGGUGAGUUUACAUACCGUGGAGUAAGGGUUUACUGGAGAAAAUAAAGGGAAUUUACUUGAUGUUUUAUUUAUAGAAGAUCCUUUAAAAUAUAUAUAUAUAUAUAUAUCUUUUGUAAAGUGAGGAAAGAGUAAGGGAGGUCUAAAGUUGUGUAGGAAAAAUGCUUUGGGAUUACAGCUGCCUGGAAAAUAGUAUAUAAAUAUAGUCCAGAAUUCUCUGCCUAUUUAAUUAGUUUAUUCAGCAUCAUUUUUUGACCAGCGUUUGCUUGUUAACACACAUGCGUGUGUGUGUGUACAUAUAAAUAAAUGUGCCUUGCAUGUGUGCUUAAACAAAACUUGUAGAAGUAGUUUGUGAGCUGCUGCAGGGCUUUGUAUUAGAUAGCCAGGCUCCUCCCUCGCCGAGCGUCACGACCAUGCCCCAUCUGCAGCCCAGGAUUGAUUAGCGUCUUGGUGACCCAUCAAACCUGCUGUUGAAAUGAGACUCUGGAUAGUGGCUGUCUUACAGUAUGGGGAAAAUGUCCUACGGGACGGCACCUUUCCUUUCUUAACACGACCCAUUUUCUGCGAUUUUUGAGGGGAGUGGGGAUGAGAGAAAGAGAAUCUGCUUUGCUGUUCUCCUGCAGACAAAAAUAAGCAUUGCAAUGCUUUGCCUACGAAACAAGUGAAGGUCUGGAAACGGCUUUACUCUGGAAUUAGUUCUCUGCAGAGGCUGGGAAUUCCAUUAUCCUGGGGAUUUAUUCCCUUCCAGGUUGUGGUUCUUGUUACUGUGGCUUUUCCUUUUUUUUCUUUUUUUUCGCAAAGGAAAAAGAAAAGUAAACAUGCCUUGCUUAAAGUUAACAAAAUAGAAAUGCUUAUGUUUGCAGUCAGUGACUCAGAAUAUGAAACUGUGCAAUUCUUGUUUCUUCAUCUCUCUCUCUCUCUCGCUGUGUCUCUCAGCUCACUUGCCCUAAUGUGUGAUUUCUGUUAGUCUUUCUGUACUUCUGCCACUGUAAAUGUGAAAGCUUGCUUGCAUUAUUUUUUAGAAAUGCAUUUUGCACACUCGGGUUUCGCUGAAGCUCCGUGAAAAGGUUAGUUUGAAGCAGAUGAAUAAAGCUAUGCACAUGUUUUGAAAGUUUAAUUUGUGUCUCAUUACCAGAAGUGACUUAUCUGCCCUCCUUUGCAUUCCCGUGCUGUCAUUGCCUGCAUUAUCUUUACCAUCUCGGAGGGUAUGAUGUAAGGUGACAGUUCUUUGCUGACAGCUGUAGCAGAAAACUGGCGCUUCUUGAUUUUUAGUAGCCUCUCUCUCCUUUGCUUUCUCUGUAUUUCUCUCUGUAUAUCUAUAUAAAUAUAUAUAUUAUUUUUUUAUUUUAAAGAGCUUACUUUACUAAUUGAAUUGGAGGGAGAGGGGUGUGCUGGCUUGUGUUUCAGACACGCUUCAUGCUGCUGGCCGAACGAGCGCCCUUUUCCCCCCGGUUAGGAGCGCGGCCGUGGCGGUGCCCGUCGGCAUCCCCGGGCUGGGGAGGGGGCGCAGGGGGGGUUGAGGGGGGGGAGCGCUGCGCCGCGUGUUCCUGCUCUCCCGUCCCCGCCGAGCGGCUCUGAGCAGGGGGGGACCAGCCGGCGACGUUGGCCUGUUUGCAGGCUGAUGGUGCGGGCUUGAGGCUGCUGACGGCACAACAACCGAAGAGAAACCCGACCAGUUUGUGUGAGCACUGUGAGGCUAGAGGGACAGGCGCUCGCGUUGUCCCUGCGGCGGGUGUAUGUGCGCAGGGUGUCGUUCACGGCCCGCUGGAGCGGAGGGGGGGCUCCCUCUGGUCUCCAGGGCAAGGGCUUUAUUUUGGUUUUGUUUUCAUGAGUUAUGUGCAUUGGUUUGCAAAUACCAGCUUUGAAAACUUGUUGCUUAGCCCAGAGCCUUUGUGCAGAAGAGUCUGGAUUUUGCGAUGGGAGAAGUACCCCUGGCAGCUUUCUCCUUGUGUUCCCUUUGCCAUGGCAGAGAUUUGUACUAACUUUACAGCUUUUUUUCAUACAGAACAGGGCUGCUUUUCUAUCUACCAUCACACGUGUACUUACACACCUUCAGUGGCUCGGAUGCCUCUGGAGGUCCUCAACUUGUUUACUUGGGGAGCAGGUGCCCCUCUCUUGCCCUCCCCUGACUAUUGCAGUGUUAACAGCGGUUGGGAGCACAGCCGCGCGCGUAGACUCAAAGCUGGGCUCGGGGGGUCUCUCGAGGAAGACCCGCAGGAGCGGGGCGAAGGCCGGCCCUCGCGGGGGUCGCAGCCUCCCCUCCUGCCUCCGUCAAAAGUUCUCAUUUCCGUUCAGUUUCCUGGUGUGUCGAAAUCACAGCAAGGGGUUGUGCUCUACCUGCUCAGGAGCUGAAUUACCUCUUCCUUUCCGAGAGGGGCAGCCCCUCUUUGUCGUCGGUGUCGUAGUGCGCUACCACACAAAAACGGUCAAGGUAGCUUGCGGUUUUCUCCUCCCCUGCCCGAUAUUUCUGAAUAGGUUAAUACACUCUGUGUACCCGGCUGAAAACGUAGGCGUUUUUCUGAUUGCGAGAGGGUGGCUAGAAGAGCUAGUGUAAUACCUGCUGUCGCUGUGUCUAGUGCAGGCCGUUGCACUGGGGAUGGAUGAUGAUGAUGAUGUCGCAGAUUGUAAGGAUAGGUAAUGUCCAUGAGCUGUAAUGGCAUGAUGUAUCUUUACUGAUGAUGUCAUACUUCACACUAAAUGUUUAAAAAUUUACCUGAAUUUCGUUUAUUCUGCACCAACAGGUCUUCAAAAUUUAUCCAAAUUUUAUUAUUUUAUCAGGAAAAAAAAAUUUGUGUAGAUCGAAUACGUUAAGACAGACAAUAAGUGAUGUAAAUUGUUGAAUAAAGAUUUUAAAGUUU